Lagenorhynchus albirostris (white-beaked dolphin) is the source of this 2255-nucleotide messenger RNA. RefSeq names its product neurofilament light chain (gene NEFL). NCBI's taxonomy places the organism in Eukaryota, Metazoa, Chordata, Mammalia, Artiodactyla, Delphinidae. Gene Ontology annotation, molecular function: structural constituent of postsynaptic intermediate filament cytoskeleton. The record is from RefSeq and is a predicted model, not a curated record. The transcript is spliced from 4 exons. Gene Ontology annotation, biological process: neurofilament bundle assembly. The coding region runs from base 1 to 1677 and encodes 558 amino acids. Gene Ontology annotation, cellular component: axon; cytoplasm; intermediate filament.
AUGAGUUCCUUCAGCUUUGAGCCGUACUACUCGACUUCCUACAAACGGCGCUAUGUGGAGACGCCCCGGGUGCACAUCUCCAGCGUGCGCAGCGGCUACAGCACCGCGCGCUCCGCUUACUCCAGCUACUCGGCGCCCGUCUCCUCCUCGCUGUCCGUGCGCCGCAGCUACUCCUCCAGCUCCGGCUCCUUGUUGCCCAGUCUCGAGAACCUCGACCUGAGCCAGGUAGCCGCCAUCAGCAACGACCUCAAGUCGAUCCGCACCCAGGAGAAGGCGCAGCUGCAGGACCUCAACGACCGCUUCGCUAGCUUCAUCGAGCGCGUGCACGAGCUGGAGCAGCAGAACAAGGUCCUGGAAGCCGAGCUGCUGGUGCUGCGCCAGAAGCACUCCGAGCCGUCCCGCUUCCGGGUGCUGUACGAGCAGGAGAUCCGCGACCUGCGCCUGGCGGCGGAAGACGCCACCAACGAGAAGCAGGCGCUGCAGGGCGAGCGCGAAGGGCUGGAGGAGACUCUGCGCAACCUGCAGGCGCGCUACGAAGAGGAGGUGCUGAGCCGUGAGGACGCAGAGGGCCGGCUGAUGGAAGCGCGCAAAGGGGCCGACGAAGCGGCUCUCGCCCGCGCCGAGCUCGAAAAGCGCAUCGACAGCCUGAUGGACGAAAUCGCUUUUCUGAAGAAAGUGCACGAAGAGGAGAUCGCCGAGCUGCAGGCGCAGAUCCAGUACGCGCAGAUCUCCGUGGAGAUGGAUGUGUCCUCCAAGCCCGACCUCUCCGCCGCGCUCAAGGACAUCCGCGCCCAGUAUGAGAAGCUGGCCGCCAAGAACAUGCAGAAUGCGGAAGAGUGGUUCAAGAGCCGCUUCACCGUGCUGACCGAGAGCGCCGCCAAGAACACCGAUGCGGUGCGCGCCGCCAAGGACGAGGUGUCCGAGAGCCGCCGCCUGCUAAAGGCCAAGACCCUGGAGAUCGAAGCAUGCCGGGGCAUGAACGAAGCGCUGGAGAAGCAGCUACAGGAGCUGGAGGACAAGCAGAACGCCGACAUUAGUGCUAUGCAGGACACAAUCAACAAAUUGGAAAAUGAAUUGAGGACCACAAAGGGGGAAAUGGCAAGAUACCUCAAGGAAUACCAAGACCUGCUCAAUGUGAAGAUGGCUUUGGACAUUGAGAUUGCAGCUUACAGGAAACUCUUGGAAGGUGAGGAGACCCGGCUCAGUUUCACCAGCGUGGGCAGCAUAACGAGCGGCUACUCCCAGAGCUCCCAGGUCUUUGGCCGAUCUGCCUAUGGUGGUUUACAGACCAGCUCCUACUUGAUGUCCGCCCGCUCCUUCCCAUCUUACUACACCAGCCACGUCCAGGAGGAGCAGAUCGAGGUGGAGGAGACCAUCGAGCCUGCGAAAGCUGAGGAAGCCAAGGAGCAGCCCCCCUCUGAAGGAGAAGCUGAGGCGGAGGAGAAGAAGGAAGAGGCUGAGGCAGAGGCGGAGGCUGAGGCUGAGGCGGAGGCUGAAGCCGAGGCUGAAGAGGAGGGAGCCCAAGAGGAAGAAGCUGCCAAGGAAGAAUCUGAGAAGGCAAAGGAGGAAGAAGAAGGAGGUGAAGGCAAAGAAGCAGAAGAAACCAAAGAAGCUGAGGAGGAGGAAAAAAAAGAUGAAGGUGCUGGGGAGGAACAAGCCACUAAGAAGAAAGAUUGAACCCCCUUUCCUUAACUAUUCCAGGAAUAAUUCUCCUGAAAUCAGGUCAAUCCCAUCACCAACCAACCAGUUGAGUUGCAGAUACUAUAUGAAUUAAGAAGUCAAUAUAUGUAUAAUUCUGAGAUGACUUAGGUUGGGCAUUAAAUGUUGUGCUAUGACUUUUCUCCUUCCGCAGAGUAUCUGUUUGCUUGCAGAGUGGCUUCCUGGCUUGCUGCCAGCCUGUGCAUGGUCCACGCUUAUGAGUUCAGGAUCUAUGGCAAUGUGAAUAAUUCAGAUGUUUACAAUAAAAAAGAAAAAACCCUGAAUAAAUGAAUUCACUAAUGUUAAUGUUAAACGUCAUGGAAAAAAUAUAGUCCUUUGAACCUUUGGUGGUUAGAAAUUAAAGGCCUUGAAUUAUGUGCUAUAAAUAGUAAAUAAAGUUACACUGAAUGACAUUCCUUGCUGUGGUUGUUGACUUAAUUCGAAUAUCUUAAAGAAGGCACCAAUAUAAGACACACAGAAGUGGGCUAUUGACCUCCAAAUUUUUUUAAGUCAAAAUUUUAACAAUUACAAUGCAUUUCCCCCCCUUAAUUGGUAAU